Messenger RNA from Chironomus riparius, 1358 nucleotides. The record is from the annotation of a GenBank genome assembly. NCBI's taxonomy places the organism in Eukaryota, Metazoa, Arthropoda, Insecta, Diptera, Chironomidae.
AAAAUUUAACCUAAGUAUUACAAUAAUAAAGCAGGCAAAAAUUUGUGCGAUCGGAAAAAUUAAUUUAAAAUAUGUAUUCUAAUAACUUUAUAACAUACGGGAGAGCUUUAAUUAAUUGGAAACUACAGAACUUUAGUUCAGAUUUGCUUGAUUCAAGAAAUGUUGUGAAUUUGCCAUCACUUUAUUCCCCAGAAUUUAAACUUAUUUUGUCAAAUUCGUUUGCAACUAAAUGGAAGUUCCUUGCUAUCCGAAACAAAACAGAGCUAACGCUUUACUUGAAAAGAGUCGAUGACGUGUCAAGAAGAUACUUUUCAGCUGGUGGACAUUACAUAGUCAAAUAUGAAGUCCAAAUUAAGGAUCAAAUCAAUAAUAAAUGCCUAAAGAGAACUCAUGGAAAAGCAGAGAUUCAUCAUUUUGAAGAAAAACUUGGAAAAAUUAUCAAUUUAAAGGAUUGUACUCGUCCACGAGCUUACAGGAUAUUAUAUAGUUCAACAGUCCAUAUAGUUGUUCAUUUGGAAGUAAUACAGAAGGAAAUAGACAUAUCAGCUGCUUUAAAUUCAACUCUUUCAAGUCAUUAUGAAAAGAUGUUCAAUAAUAAGUCUUUCAGUGACUUUCAAGUCAUUACUUCCGAUGGAAAAGAGAUUUAUGUACAUAGAAAUAUUUUAUCGAUUCGCUCGCCAGUUUUUGAGGCAAUGAUUACGUCAGCAAUGAAAGAAGGCACUGAGAAGAAAGUUUUAAUAGAUGAUAUUGAUGGACGUACUUUAAUGGAAUUAAUUAGAUUCGUCUAUUCAGGGAAAGUCUAUGAAAUUGAUUCGAUUGCUCCAGAAUUGAUUUAUGCUGCAAAUAAGUACGAUCUACAAGAUCUCAAACCAUUGUGUGUAGAAUCACUAGCAUUAAAUAUUAAUAUUGAUAAUGCACUUGAAACUUUCGUCUUGGCUGAUUUGCAUCAAGAAAAAUAUUUAAAGAAGUUUUCAAUGGAUUUUAUCAAGUUUAAGUAUCCAGACAUAAAGGAACAGCAAGCAUGGGAAAAUCUCUCUCAUCAAGCUAUGAAGGAUAUUCUAGACUUUGUCUUGUCACCAAAUGGACAUAAGAGCGAAGAACAAACAAUCAUCACAAAUAUAAAGCGUUCGCAAGCUGCAACCACAAAUCCUGCACAAUAAAUUCAACUGUUAUUUUCGUGCUUCAUAAUUUAAUAAUCUAGCAUAAGAUUUAAGUCUAUUCGGAUAUUCCAAUGCUUAAUAUAAUCGAUCACUGAAGCUAGUCUUAUGUUUACUAUUUAAUAAUUAAUAAAAUAAAUUAAUUUCGUUAAAGUCUAUUUACCUUAACAUUGAGAUUUAGGUUCAUUAAUACUAUUAUUU